This is a messenger RNA of Pogona vitticeps (central bearded dragon), 1642 nucleotides long. RefSeq names its product proline rich nuclear receptor coactivator 1 (gene PNRC1). The record is from RefSeq and is a predicted model, not a curated record. NCBI's taxonomy places the organism in Eukaryota, Metazoa, Chordata, Lepidosauria, Squamata, Agamidae.
GCCAGUCUCUUCACUCCCCCGCCAUGUUCUCUUAGCAGCGGAUCUGAUCGCUUAGCCAGCGCAACCUCAUAAAGCGCAAGUGGCUGUUUAGCAGUCAUUUCCCUGCACUCCUUUUUUUUCCUUAUCCACCAACUGAACUGUUUUUCUCCAUAUUUGCGCUUCGGCGCGCAUCCUAAUCUUUCUCCAUGGUAACUACCAUAGCGCCUUCGCCCUUUCUAGCCCGGGUGGCGGCCGGUCGCGAGGACUCCCGACGGUUUCCCACUACCCUAUUUCAGCGCCUCAUGAGGGCAGACUGCAACGGUGAAAGCCACCCGGCCGGCUGCUGCCCAGUGGGACCAGGCGGCAGCGCUCGGGCGGCGCUGAAAAGAGUGAGGCGACGAAGAGGGAAAAUACGGUCUACCCCCUCGGGCCUUCUGCAGAGCCGCUACCAGCAAUAUCAACAACACCGCGCCGGCUUGAAGCAAAGAAACACCGCGCACGGGACGCGCAAUCUCUACGAAGUCCCCCUUGCCUCUGCAGAGGCCAGGCUGGAAACCGUACCGACUGAGGAAGCUCGGGCAGCUUCCCCGAGAACAGCCCCCGUCACUAUCAGCAAACCCCUCAGGAAAGAGUUGCUGAAAAACAGAAUGGGGAAGUCUGAAAAGGUUUCUAUUCCUUACAGUCAGCCUGUGCACAGUACACAUCUUUGUGACCAGUCCAAGACUAACAGACAGAGGAACAAGUGUAAUAUACCACUGAACAAAGUUCCAUCCACCAAAAAAAGUGAAAACAACUUCUGGCAAGAAUCUGUGUCACAUGACACUAUUAAAAAGCAGGAGAAGCCUCUGAAAGACACAGGAAAUGUGAAAUCAAAGAAACCCAUCUUUAUGACUGAUUCUAGCCAAAAAGAAAACUAUGCUGGGGCAAAAUUUAGUGACCCUCCUUCACCCAGUGUCCUUCCAAAGCCUCCCAGUCAUUGGGUAGGAAGCACUGUUGAAUACUCUGACCAAAACAAGGAAAUGAUGGCAGUCCAUCUAAAAACUCUCUUAAAAGUUCAAGCCUAGUUUAUUGAUACUUACCAUGAACAUUCUAAAUAUUUGAAACCUGCCUUGUUGCAAAAUGAUGUGCAGAAAAUCAUCAACUCUUAAAAAUCACAAACUUGUGCUAUAUUUUUUAUGAUUGUGUAAAUAGUGUAUAUGUAAUGUGUAUAUUCAUAUUUUCAGGCACAUUUUAGUUUUGUUAUGAGAAGAUGUAUUUUACAUUGCCUCCGGGCAGACUGUUUUUGUAUAUAACAGUGGAAACCGAAUAUGUGUGUAACACGUGGAAAGAUCUGGCAGUGUUUACACAAGGUUCCGAAAUAUUGAAAGGAAAGCUUUCAUCUCAAGGUUCAAACAAAAAUGUAAAAACAUACUAAUGCACUACUGAAAAUGUUUACAAUUGGCACAAUACUUUAUUGAGUAAGAAGCAUUCUCCAAAAAAAUUUUUGUUUGAAAUAGUUCAUAAACUAUUGAGUUAAAUUGAGUUCUUUCUUGGCAAAGAUCAAUUUGGAAUUUGAUUUAUGCAUCACCCCUUACCAAUUUAGCAAUGCUAAUUCUCUAAAAAAGAGCUACCAGAGACAAUUGGAAACAAAAAAUUUAAAUAAAUAAUUUGGCCUCCCCUAAAA